AGGGGCCUGCGCUACUUUGGCGCGCUUUUGAAAGAGCCCCUUCCUGUUUUGGUCGCAGCUUGCACUUGUUCAGGGGCCAGUUUGUGUUUUGCAAACGCCUUCUCCUUUGGCCCGUUUGCAUCCUUCUUCCCCGGACCCCGGCUACCGGCAGCAGAGAUGCGCACCCGCGAGGAGGUGGACGCGACGCUGCAGAUCGCGAAGCUGAACCCCUCGGAGCUGCUCCCCGCCGUGCACUGUCUGAGCUUCAGUCCCGGGGCCAGCGGUGCCACGGCCGGAGACUUCUGCCUGAUGGAGCUCGAGCCUGCGCUCUGCCAGCAGCUGGAGGCGGGGCACAGUCUUGUGAUCCGUGGUGACAAAGAUGAACAGGCAGUGAUUUGCAGUAAAGAGAAAACCUAUGAUCUGAAAAUAGCAGAUACUUCAAAUAUGUUGCUUUUUAUACCGGGGUGCAAAACUCCAGAUCAAAUAAGAUCUGAGGAAAUACCUCCCAACAUAAUUCACACUGAGAUCUUUGGUUUUGCUAACAAUUAUUGGGAAUUAAGAAGAUGUAGGCCAAAAUUAAAGAAACUGAAGAAACUUUUGAUGGAAAAUCCAUAUGAAGGGCCUGAUGCUCAAAAGGAAAAGGACUCAAAUUAUUCAAAAUAUACAAUGGCAGAUUUUCUUGAUCAAAUUCAGGCAAGCGAGGAGGAAAUCAUGGCCCAUUUACAAGUUCUACAUGCCUGUGAAAUUGGAGGUUACUGGAGAAGCCUUGAAUUUGAUUAUGAGAUGAAACUCUUAAAUCACAUAACCCAACUUGUGGAUUCUGAAUCUUGGCCUUUUAAUAGAGUUCCUUUAACUAUCUGUCUUCAGGAACUUGGACCAUUGGAACCAGAGAAAAUGAUAGAGCACUGUCUUGAAUGUUAUGGAAAGAAAUAUAUAGAUGAAGGUGAAGUUUAUUUCGAAUUAAAUACUGAUAAAAUAUGCAGAGCGACAGCACAGAUGCUAUUACAGAAUGCAGUGAGAUUCAAUCUCUCUGAAUUUCAGGAAGUGUGGCAACAAAGUGUUCCUGAAGGAAUGACAACUAGAAUGGAUCAGCUGAAGGGUUUAGCACUCACAGAUAAAUAUACUCGUCCAGAAACUAUAUUUUUGCUAAAGGUAGAUGAUUUACCUGAAGAAAAUCAGGAAAGAUUCAAUAGCUUAUUCACUCUAAGGGAGAAGUGGACAGAAGAAGAUAUUGCACCGUAUAUUCAAGAUCUGUGUGGAGAGAAGCAAACAAUUGGUGCAUUGCUCACCAAAUAUGCUCGUUCAUCAAUGCAGAAUGGUGUUAAAUUUUAUAAUUCUAGAAGACCUGUCUCUUAAAAGCCAAACAUCACAUACUUUAGGUGUUGGAUGAAUUUUUUGUAUUUGAUGUAUUGAUAUUUUGGUUUUUUUUGUUUUUUGUUUUGGAAAUGUUUAAGCAUUCUGCUUACCUUCAUUUUCAUUUUAAAUUAUUUGAACAAUUGUAGGUAUUUUUAGGUAUUAUUAGCAGUACUGCAUAUAUUAUUUUAUAUAUAGCAAAGAAAAUGACAUUUUCCCUAUUUAGCAUCCCUGUGGUCAAACUCAUAUGUCACCAUUAAACAAGAUGAUUAUC
This is a messenger RNA of Antechinus flavipes (yellow-footed antechinus), 1606 nucleotides long. It is a transcript of the gene DSCC1, whose product is annotated as DNA replication and sister chromatid cohesion 1. The record is from RefSeq and is a predicted model, not a curated record. The coding region runs from base 157 to 1335 and encodes 392 amino acids. Gene Ontology annotation, cellular component: chromatin; chromosome, centromeric region; Ctf18 RFC-like complex. NCBI's taxonomy places the organism in Eukaryota, Metazoa, Chordata, Mammalia, Dasyuromorphia, Dasyuridae. The transcript has 9 exons. Gene Ontology annotation, biological process: maintenance of mitotic sister chromatid cohesion; mitotic sister chromatid cohesion.